AUGGGUUGUGAUUCCAGAGGACAGGCUACCAAAGCCAGGUUUUUGUAUGGAGAGAACAUACCACCACAAGAUGCCGAAAUAAGUCAUCGAAAUCCCCUGAAACAAACUAACAAAACUAAACGGUCGUGCCCAUUUGGAAGAGUCCCAGUUAACCUGCUAAAUAGCCCAGAUUGUCAUGUGAAGACAGAUGGUUCUGCUGUGCCAACUUUUACAAAAAGAGUGUUGGGGGAUCAGCCCCUCCUCUGCUGCCCAGCAGAGCAGGCAGUUAGUGGGGAGGGGAGGGAACAUGGAGCGGGGGCGGUGGUGGGGGCUAGGGCCCAAAUCCAGGCACUGCUGGGUUGCCUGGUCAAGGUGCUGCUCUGGGUGGCCUCUGCCUUGCUGUAUUUUGGAAGUGAACAGGCUGCCCGCCUCCUGGGCAGCCCCUGCUUACGGCGCCUCUACCAUGCCUGGUUGGCAGCUGUGGUCAUCUUCGGAUCCCUUCUGCAGUUCCAUGUCAACUCUCGGACUAUCUUCGCUAGCCACGGCAACUUCUUCAACAUAAAGUUUGUGAAUUCCGCAUGGGGCUGGACCUGCACCUCUGGGGGCUUUGUGUUGCUGGUGGUGUUCCUGGCUACACGGCGCGUGGCAGUGACCGCCAGACACCUGAGCCGACUGGUGGUGGGGGCAGUGUGGCGAGGGGCCGGCCAGGCCUUCUUCCUCAUUGAGGACCUGACUGGUUCUUGCUUUGAGCCUCUACCCCAGGGCCUGCUGCUCCAUGAGCUGCCUGACCGCCGCAGCUGUCUGGCUGCUGGCCACCAGUGGCGGGGCUACACAGUCUCCUCCCACACCUUCCUGCUCACCUUCUGCUGCCUGCUCAUGGCCGAAGAAGCAGCAGUGUUCGCCAAGUACCUGGCCCAUGGGCUGCCGGCUGGCACACCCCUGCGCCUUGUCUUCCUGCUCAAUGUGCUGCUGCUGGGCCUCUGGAACUUCUUGCUGCUCUGUACUGUCGUCUGUUUCCACCAGUACACUCACAAGGUGGUGGGUGCUGCAGUGGGCACCUUUGCUUGGUUCCUCACCUAUGGCAGCUGGUAUCAUCAGCCCUGGUCACCAGGGAGCCCAGGUCAUGGGCUCUUCCCCCACCCCCACUCCAGCCGCAAGCAUAACUGAAAGAAAUAAAGGCACAUCAGGCCUGGCUCUGGCUCCUGUCAUCAUUUAUUUGGGGCCUGGAAAGAGUGGGUAGGGUAAGAAUAAGGUCUAGUGCCGGGCCACAGUGGUUCACCUCUGUAAUCCUACCUACUCAGGAGGCAGAGACCAGGAGGACUGUGGUUUGAAGCCAGCCUAGGCAAAUAGUUCUCCAGACCUUAUUGAAAA
Messenger RNA from Castor canadensis (American beaver), 1350 nucleotides. NCBI's taxonomy places the organism in Eukaryota, Metazoa, Chordata, Mammalia, Rodentia, Castoridae. The record is from RefSeq and is a predicted model, not a curated record.